UCCAUCAUUUCACCGUUUAGUCUGCCGGUCCUCUGACUUCACCAACCUGAACUAAUUAGUCCCACUGCGACAGGACAACAUGCUAAGUUUACAUUUUACUCAUUUCAUGAGGUCGGGCAGAUUUGGUUUGUCGUGAUCAUCACCAAAAACAUAAUGAUGGACUCAGAAGUGUAAGAAAAGACAUCCUUGAAUGAUAAAACUGCAGCACAAAGUCAUCUACUACCAGCUAUUAGUGAUGUCAGGUUUUGUAAGGAUGGGAGCAUCAGGGAGUUCCACCUCUGAGAGUCGAGGGUUGUUUACCUGUGUGGGUGUUUUUCCUGACCAACUGACUGGAGGAGGCUGACGUUUACCUGCCUCUGUAUUUAAAAACAUCUCUGAUACUCUGAAGAUCUAUAAACAACAAGAUUUUCCCAUUUAGUUAAUAAAGGUGGACUCAGGCAGCUGUUCCUAUGGGAACUGAGGUGGAAAAGAUAAAAAUGCGUCAAGUUGAGUCAGUGGAUAGACCGGAUGUCAAAAUAAAAUCAAGAAACAAACCUGCCAUGUUUGCUCUGAUGGAGCUGAUUCACUAAAACAUGAUCAAAUAGUUUCACUAUUUCUACUAACUUCUUUCUUUAUCUUUUGGCUAUGUUCCUUUGUUUCGUCUCUGAACUGUAUUCUGUGAUAUUUUGUGUACUUUUACAUUUCAUUUUGAUAUAACAUGCUUUAAAAGCAGUUUACUAAUUUGGGGAUUUUAAAGCUUCUGAACUUCUCCUGUUAUGUGCUGAAUUAUACAUACUCCAUUUAAAAUAAUGACGAAUCAACAGUGGUGGAAAAUAAAGUACAUUUACUCAAGUAAUGUUCGUAAAUACAAUUGUGAGGUUCUUGUACUUGAGUAUAUUAUUUUCUGCUACUUUAUUCUCUUCUCAUACUCUAUAUCAGAUGAAAGUAUUUCCCUCUUCACCCUAAAGAAAAUAUUUGAUAACUGGUUACUUUGCAGAUUUGAGAUUAAUUAUUUGAGAUAUAUUCAAAUAAAUAUGGUAAUAUAAAAUUAAAACUAGUUUCGCGUUUACCGGCAGCUGCACAUUAAUGCAGCCAAUGCUCGACUCUUACUUAAAUUGAGAUUUUUGAAAGCAGGAUUUGCUCAUUUUGCGUUUUAUUUUGAAGGCUUGGCCGGAUGUGCUGGUUUAUUCUAUUUGCCUUGACUCUUUCUAAACCUGACGCUUCUCGUGUCCUUACGGACAGUCGAGCUGUGAUCGUCCACCUCGUCGUGUUUGGAAGAAGCAGCAGCUCCUCUGACUGAACAUCUGCGAACAUUUUCACUCAAAAGGCUGCAGAGACCGUCCUUGCCUCCUGGGACCCUCCUGGAAAAGUGUCCUCACCUUCGGAUGUCUGCCGCUCCAGCCUGAGGAUGGAGAAGUACGAGAAGAUUGGAAAGAUCGGAGAGGGCUCCUACGGCGUCGUCUUCAAGUGCAGAAACAAAGACAACGGGCAGAUCGUCGCCAUCAAGAAGUUUGUGGAGUCGGAGGACGAUCCGAUUAUCAAAAAGAUUGCACUGAGGGAGAUCAGGAUGCUCAAGCAACUGAAACACGCCAACCUGGUGAAUCUGAUCGAGGUGUUUCGGCGUAAACGUAAGCUUCACCUCGUGUUCGAGUACUGCGACCACACGGUGCUCAACGAGCUGGACCGGCAUCCCCGAGGAGUCCCGGAGCACCUUGUAAAAAGUAUAACCUGGCAGACACUUCAAGCUGUCAACUUCUUUCACAAACAAAAUUGCAUUCACAGAGACGUCAAGCCGGAAAAUAUUCUCAUCACCAAACACCAAGUCAUCAAACUCUGUGACUUUGGCUUUGCAAGGAUUCUCACCGGCCCAUGUGACUACUACACGGACUACGUGGCGACUCGUUGGUACCGGGCUCCCGAGCUGCUGGUGGGAGACACUCAGUACGGCCCUCCGGUGGACGUUUGGGCGAUCGGCUGCGUGUUCGCCGAGCUGCUGUCGGGGAUGCCACUGUGGCCCGGGAAGUCUGACAUGGAUCAGCUGUACCUGAUCAGAAAGACUCUCGGAGAUCUGAUCCCUCGACACCAGCAGGUCUUCAGCAACAACCAGUUCUUCUGUGGAGUUUCCAUCCCAGAGCCACAAGAGAAGGAACCUCUGGAGCAGAAAUAUCCAAAUCUCUCACAUCAAGCUCUGAGUCUCAUGAAGGGCUGUCUGAGGAUGGACCCGUCCGAGCGGCUGACCUGUGAGCAGCUCCUCCAGCAGCCGUACUUCGACAGCCUGCGAGAGAAGAGCUCCAGUACCUCUCGAGAGCAAGACCGCUCCAGCAACAGGAGGACACGUUUACCUCGCAAACACCUUCCUCCCGGGUAUUUGCCACAGCUGACCAGCAGCAGCAUCUUCCCAGUUUUGGACAAUAAGAAGUACUACAACAACCUCCGCAAAUUCAACUAUCACCUCCCCAACAUCUAAACUGGAGCUGGAUCGAACCCUCCCAACACCAGCAACAAGCAGCGUUCCCUGAGAACUGCACAUUCUCGUAGCACCUUGGGUUUUUUUUUUUUUAAGGAGGAUUCAACCACUUUUUAAAAAGUUUUAGUUUAUCCCGUGGGUGGUGUCGGGUGUCUCUUGAUACUGAUGUCAGUCUAUGCACUAUGUCCCAACACGUGGACUCUACACAUGUUGGUUUAUGUAUGUUGCCUGCGUUUCAAGCUGAUUUUAUAAAGACAAGGAGCGAUGUGCUGCUCUGCUCGUAGUCGCCAAGUAGACUGACGGUAAAACUACGACGUACUGCUUGGUUUGCCAAAUGUAUUUUUUAUAUAACGAACUAUUUAAAGAGUGCGACAUGUUUUUGGUAGUGAGUUUUAUGUCUCGAGUAAGUUACAAUGUAGGACACGAACUUUGACUCGUGAGCAUUUUGGAAACUAUUUAUUGACGUCAGGAGUGAAUAUUCCUUUAACCACAUUUACUAGCAUAACUCGGUAACAAUACACACAUUGUACUCUUACCUCUGGAACUUUGGUGCUAAUGGUGUUCACAGCCAUCUGUCUGUCCUCAGAUAUUGUAUAAAUGCCAAAUUAAUCUAAAGAGAAAUGUUUUAAAAGGCUCAGUCCUUUGCAUUUUCACAAAUAGUUUCUCUUUGAACCCACAUACGAAGUAACUUUAAUACCUUGAAUGUUGAAAAUAUAAUAAACUAAAGAAUAGUUCAAGUUAGAGAAAAACUGCUGUCAACAAUAUAAAGUGCUUUAACUUUC
Anarrhichthys ocellatus (wolf-eel) is the source of this 3228-nucleotide messenger RNA. It is a transcript of the gene cdkl1, whose product is annotated as cyclin dependent kinase like 1 (CDC2 related kinase). Gene Ontology annotation, cellular component: nucleus. Gene Ontology annotation, molecular function: ATP binding; protein serine/threonine kinase activity. Lineage: Eukaryota; Metazoa; Chordata; Actinopteri; Perciformes; Anarhichadidae. Bases 1388 to 2446 code for a protein of 352 amino acids. Gene Ontology annotation, biological process: protein phosphorylation. The record is from RefSeq and is a predicted model, not a curated record. The transcript has 10 exons.